AUGCACUACGACUGCGUUCAUGUCGAGCAAGGCAAGAUGCAAUCCACCAGCAAUAACAUCUGGAACCAAGCAAGGUCCGAGCCAGUCCCAGGUGUUUUCAACAUUGGGGGACACCUCGAUCAGCCACCUCUGCCGAACACUGAUCCCGCCGUCGGCAUGAGAUUGCACCAUAUUAUGAUGCGAAUUCGAGAUCCCGAAAGAAGCCUUCACUUUUACAGAGACCUCUUGGGAAUGCGACUCGUAUGGACGUUGAAUACCGGGCCAUUCACCAUUUACUACUUGGGGUUCCCCUCCACCGAUGACGACAGAGCUGAUCUAAAAUAUUGGGCAGAGCACACUGCCGACUUUGCCGCUUUCACCCGCACUACCGGCUUCUUGGAACUGAAGCACAUGCACGGAGCUGAAAAGCCGUUGGAAGAAGGCGGGAUUCAAUUCUCGAACGGCAACGCCCCUCCCCACCUGGGCUUUGGACACUUGGGGUUCACCGUGCCCGAUGUACCGAGCAUUCUAGCCAGACUGAAAGCUGCCGGGGCCCCUGUUGUCAAGGAUUUGGGCUUCAAUGGUCGCGCUAGUAUCCCGUUGACAGAGUGGGAAAAGGAACGUGGCGUCGGUGCUGAAGACACGGUGGAGAGCUACAAAGAGACCAUCAAGCAAGUUGCAAUGGUUGAAGAUCCCUGA
Molecule: messenger RNA, 678 nt
Organism: Colletotrichum siamense
Lineage: Eukaryota; Fungi; Ascomycota; Sordariomycetes; Glomerellales; Glomerellaceae
Gene: glo1-0
Product: Lactoylglutathione lyase
Exons: 2
Coding region: 1-678 (225 amino acids)
Source: RefSeq, a predicted model, not a curated record